This is a messenger RNA of Austrofundulus limnaeus, 1474 nucleotides long. RefSeq names its product variable charge X-linked protein 3B-like. Lineage: Eukaryota; Metazoa; Chordata; Actinopteri; Cyprinodontiformes; Rivulidae. The transcript has a single exon. Bases 450 to 1238 code for a protein of 262 amino acids. The record is from RefSeq and is a predicted model, not a curated record.
UGACUGAAGAACCUCUGACUGUUGAACCUCUGACUGUUGAACCCCUGACUUUCGAACGCCUGACUGUUGAACCUCUGACUGUAGAACCUCUGACUGUUGAACCCCUGACUGUAGAACCUCUGACUGUUGAACCUCUGACUGUAGAACCUCUGACUGAAGAACCCCUGACUGUAGAACCACUGACUGUUGAACCUCUGACUGCUGAACCUCUGACUGUAGAACCUCUGACUGUAGAACCUCUGACUGCAGAACCCCUGACUGUUGAACCCUUGACUGAAGAACCUCUGACUGUUGAACCCCUGACUGUAGAACCUCUGACUGUUGAACCUCUGACUUUAGAACCCCUGACUGAAGAACCCCUGACUGAAGAACCUCUGACUGUUGAACCCCUGACUUUCAAACUCCUGACGGUAGAACCCCUGACUGAAGAACCCCUGACUGAAGAACCUAUGACUGUAGAACCUGUGACUGUAGAACCUCUGACUGUUGAACCCCUGACUGUAGAACCUCUGACUGUUGAACCUCUGACUGUAGAACCUCUGACUGUAGAACCUCCUACUGUUGAACCUCUGACUGUUGAACCCCUGACUUUCGAACCCCUGACUGUAGAACCCCUGACUGAAGAACCCCUGACUGUAGAACCCUUGACUGAAGAACCUCUGACUGUUGAACCCCUGACCGAAGAACCCCUGACUGUAGAACCCUUGACUGAAGAACCUAUGACUGUAGAACCUGUGAUUGUAGAACCUCUGACUGUUGAACCCCUGAUUGUAGAACCUCUGACUGUUGAACCUCUGACUGUAGAACCUCUGACUGUAGAACCUCCUACUGUUGAACCUCUGACUGUUGAGCCCCUGACUGUAGAAGCCCUGACUGUAGAAUCCCUGACUGAAGGACCUCUGACUGUUGAACCCCUGACUGAAGAAUCUCUGACUGUAGAACCCCUGACUAAAGAACCUCUGACUGUAGAACCUCUGACUGUAGAACCUCUGACUGAAGAACCUCAGAGUGUUGAACCUCAGAGUGUUGAACCUCUGACUGUUGAAACUCUGACUGUUGAACCCCUGACUGUUGAACCCCUGGCUGUAGAACCUCUGACUUUUGAACCUCUGACUGUAGAACCUCUGGCUGUAGAACCUCCUACUGUUGAACCUCUGACUGUUGAACCCCUGACUGUAGAAGCCCUGACUGCAGAAUCCCUGACUGAAGAACGUCUGACUGUAACCCCUGACUGUUGAACCCCUGACUGUGGAACCCCUGACUGUGGAACCCCUGACUGUGGAACCUCUGACUGUUGAACCUGUGACUGUUGAAUCUCUGACUGUUGAACCCCUGACUGUGGAACCCCUGACUGUGGAACCUCUGACUGUUGAACCUCUGACUGUUGAACCCCUGACUGAAGAACCUCUGACUGUUGAACCUCUGACUGUUGAACCCCUGACUGCAGAACCCCUGACUGAAGAACCUCUGACUG